ACAGGUGCGACCAGUGGGGUCGCUCGUCUUGCUUGACCUUCUCACAUCAGCCUUCAUGCAGUAGCGGUCCUCACCUGUCAAGUCUGCUCGACAAAGAGGCUCCAUAUGAGGUCCUGCGUACCUUUUUUAGCCUGGUCCAACAAAUCCCUGGGCUUCAAAGACGGGACUCCCCUCCAUCAUUCUCAUAGUGGGGGCGGUGUGGCCCAACAUGCCUGAACGGUAACAUGGCGGUCUGAUGUAAGCAGAAAUUGAGUUUCGGCAACCUGGAGCACUUGAAACACCGCGGGUGAUGAUUACAGUUUGCCCUCCGUGAAAGAAUAACGGCCGGAUUUGUAUGUCGGGUAUGUCUCUACGGCUCCGGCGAUCUUCUACGGUGUCGUUCCCGGGAGCAGAGUUUGGGAUUCGAUACCGAGCGACCGGGGUCUAGCUUCCCGGUUUCGGUACAGGGCUUUUCAGCCUUCGCCACCGGGGAGGAAGCCGCGGUUUCACGCAGGCAGCAAAGCCAGAGUGAGAAGACACUUGCUCGACACAUGAGGAGGCAUCUGACAAGACAAGCACAGCACAAGAACACCCAGAGCCUAUGGAUCCCAUUGACUCUGGACAAGGGCAAGAACAGCCGUCAGAGGAGCACUGGGAUUUAACGCCCAGCUCAAAAGGACGACAACGGAAGAAAAAUCCCAAAUAUUCUGAUUAUGAAACUGAUGGCACGUUUGUUGUGCAAAAAACACCUAGAACGAGCUCAAGGGGACGAGGAAAAGCUUCUAAAACGACUCCGGCAAAGGUUGAAAAAGGUAAAGAUACACAACAGCCUGCAGAUGGAGAAAAAGAAGCAACGGAUGCAACAAGUCAAGAGUCUGAUGGAAAAACGUUAGAGGAAACUCCUAAAAAGUUAGUGAGAGCCAAAAGGACCCCAUCAAAAAAGGCUCCGGCCAAAGAAACUCCCAUGGCUGAUGGGGGCCUCCCAAGUGGAGAGGGUGGAGUUGUAGAUACUCUGCAACAAGACAAUGGGACACCAAAGCCAAAGAGAAAGUAUGUUAGGAAGCAGCCUGCACAGAAAGCAACGCCGGUUACAGAACCACCAUGUGAGGAGGCUCAAGGGGAGCGUCCAGUUGAACCUGAGGAGGAGAUCGAACCCGGUGGCCGCCGCAGGAGAGGUGCUGCUAAAGCGGCAUUGAAGUACCUCCACAUCUUGGCAAAAGAGGUGCUUGGUCAUCCCAAUGAUGAGUCAGACUCCCAGCCAGGUGCCAACAGUAAAGUCGCGACAGACCCGGUCACAAAGCGGAAAAGUCCCAAAGGAAGCAAAGUGCGUAAAGGACAAAAGAGGAAACGUGCUGAUUUUGACAGUGAUGCUGAAGAUGAUGAGGACUUCGUGCCAGGUGUUGAAGAAGAUGAGGUUGAGGAGAUAGAGGAUGAAGAAGAAGCAGAGGACUCAGAUUUGGACUUGGACUUCAGGACAGGUGGACGAAGUCCAGCAGUUUAUCACAUCAACAGGACCAAUACAGGCUCCAAUGCCAAAGCCCCCAACGGACUCACCACGAAUGUCAUGAAAACUGUUUGGGACGCCAUUGAGACGACCAAGAAGUUCCGGGAGGAGCACUACAGCAGCUGGGUGUUCCCAGAGUGGGUCCCCACCACAAGUUACUGGCCCCUUGUACCACAAAGUGAUUUGGAGAAAUACCUGCCUCAGGAGCUGUGUUCAGCUGCUUUCAAAGUGUCCAGAGAGGGCCUCAGUAAGGAGGAGAUACCGUUGCAAAGACUCAGCAGGUUUGCAGCAGUUCCUGCUCACCCAGAACGCUGGGACAUGUUGCUGUAUGCAGGGGGACCGGUCUGGGCCAUGGAGUGGUGUCCAACCCCGGAUGGUGCUCCAGCCACCCAGUAUAUUGCUCUGGCCUGUCAUCGAGGGAUGGACGACCAGCACUACGUCAACAAGACAUACACCGGACCUGGACUCAUUCAGCUGUGGGACGUGGGCAAGCUGGAGUACAACAGCAGACCAGACUCCCAGCCAGUUUUGGCCUAUGGCUUGGCUCAGGACAAAGGCUUCGUCUGGCAUGUGAAGUGGUGUCCUGCAGGAGGCUGGGAGCCCCCCAGCUGUGGCAGAAAGGCUCCUUUCCUGCCGAGACUGGGUCUUCUGGCAGUUGCCGCCUCCACCGGCGUGGUCACCAUUUACAGCCUGCCCCACCCUGAUGCUCUGCACUCCAUCAAGAAGCUCCCUGACUCUGGAAAAGCAGGCCAACAGCUGCCAAUAUACCAGGCAGAGGGAGUAUUAACACUGAAGCUGGGCUCCUUCAAAGCCCCCCGCCAUGAAAAAAGUGGACAAGUCCUGUCUAUGGACUGGCUGCCUGAAAAACCACACAAUAUAAUGGCUAUUGGAUUCUUUGAUGGUGUCGUAGGUCUUUGGGAUCUGUCCACACAGUCCGCGUUGUUGCGUGUGAGAGCGUCGGAUGGAUCACUGAGUCUGCUGCCCUAUCGAUGCUUACUUGCUCAUGACCACGCUGUCCGGGCCCUGGCCUUCUGCCCUGCCUCUAGGUACCUGUUGGUGACAGCAGGAGAAGACCGUUACGUGAAGACAUGGGAUCUGAGGAGGCUCUGUGAUCCAAUCACCGUUCAGAAACGCUAUCUGACCAAUGAAAUCUAUUGGCCAUUGAAUGCACCUGGCCUCCUGAUGGCCCAGGAGACCGCCUAUGUAGCGAAGGGUUCACAAGGAGUCCAUUACUUUGACCAUUACAUGCACUCCAUCUUCGCAAUUCCUAGGACUGGCACGCUGUGGUCCAUAUCUUACACCGACUGGUUGAACAGUGUGGUGACAUCAGACAGCCUCGGUGAGGUGAUCCUCGCCCUGUUACCUCAGAUACACUACACUCCUCCAUAUCUCAAACGCACAAUAGAGAGACGAUUUCCCAUCUACUUCACAUCGCUGGUUCCUUAUGAUAAAACUGAAGAAGAAACUCAAGGGACGGGAGGAGGGGAGGAGGGGGGAGACGCUGCUGAAGGGCAGGAAGGAGGAGGGACAGAAGAAAGGGAUACUGGGUCUGAAGGAGGGGAUGAGAACGACAAUGAAAACAGAAGAGAAGGAGGAAGAAGUAGAAACGAUACAAGUCCCCCUCAACGAUUCCAGACAUACAAAGAGGCUGUGAAGAAAUACUGCCUCCACCUCACAGACAACGAUAUGCGUACCUUUGCAGGAAGCGAGAAGCGAGCUAUGUGGAAACGCAUGAAAGACACAGAAGUGAAGACAAAGAUGAACCUGGAUGAAAUGCCACUGGCUGCACUACACAAGGUGCGUUUCAACCCAAACAUGAACUGCCAUACCUGGGUGGUUUCCGGAGGCCAGACGGGGCUGGUCAGACUAAACUGUCUGAGGAGUAUGAUCAGCUCUCAUGUCAAGAAUAUGAUAAGCGAGAACCAGGCUCAGUUCGACGCACUGUACUCACCGAGAGACCAGAAGGAAGCCGUCCAAACAGCGACAAAGCAGCUAUAGCGAGAGUUUAACUUCAGAAUCGGAAGGUGGAUCAAACUGUCACACAAGUGUAUGACUGCAAAAAACACGAAGCUGCAAAAAAAAAAAAUUACUCGCGAAAACAAUAUAAAUUCUCAGUAGCACAUACAGUAUAUAUAUUUGCUGUUUUUGGUUUAAUCGUGUUGCAAGUGGUCUGUGGCCAGGCUUAAAAUAAAACAAGUGACCAACCUUUUCAACUUUAAGUAGGAAAAAUGAAAUGAUUCGCUGGUUUAUGGCGUUUCUUCAACAACGGCCCGAUAACGCUCUCCCAUCAAACUGUUCCUCCACUGGGAAUUCUGCCUGACAGUGUAGCAGGUUAAUGAGGAACCACAGGUGAGUAUAUCCUCCUAUACUGACUGAACAUUGACCUGAACACGGCUUUACUUCCCGCCAAAUGUCUCAUGGACGCAUCUUUUUUUUUUUUUUCAGUCUUUUUACGCUGCUACAGCAGCUCAUGAUGAGAAGUGGCAGUGGGGGCGGUUUAUUUGCGACCGGGCAGUUACAGCGGCUGGCGGUGCCUUGCAUAAAACAUUAGCAGUUUGCAAAUUGCGAACAUGGCAGUGACCCCACUGUUGACAGCAGUCUAAGGCAAUGAGCAUGUAAAUUAUAAUCUGCAUUCACUGUUGUAAAAAUCAACCCUCAGGAAAAGUGAUUAAUACCUGCUACAGUUUGUUAAGGGAUGAUGUUAAAUUUAUAAAUGAUUAUAGAUUUAAAAUUGUUUCGGAUGGUGGUUUCUAACCACUUAAAGGAAAGUGCCGGUUUAGUUCGACCUGGUGUGUUUCCCAUAGAUGUGGCUCUCGUGGCUCUAUGGGUCGUGCAAACUUUGUAUCUAUGGGAUACAUCUAUGGGAAAUAAGCCCAGUUUCCGUUAUAAAGGAACGACUGCACGCUGAGCCCAAGCCACAGAGUUCAUCCAAAAAGACAGUGCUUCAAUCCAGUUGGAUCUCCGUCAGGUCAAAAUGCUUAAAAAUGGACACCACCCCCCCAACAAUGCAGAGUGCAGGCGAUACUGUUCUUCAUUGAUGCUGCUUUUUAAAUACCUUGGCACCUAUACGGGAUCUGGGUAUAAUUACACCCCUUCAAACGCGGCAGUUUGAAAUAAACGAUAAUCAAAUUUCCCAAGUUCAUCACCGUGGGGUGUGUUUACAGGUGCAUUCCUGUCAAUAUUUUGCAAAUCUGACAUUGCUGAUAUUAAAAACAAAAGGGAUUCUGGUCACGACGGUGCUGAUAUGACGCCCUGAGUAACAAAAUGUGACAGACUGGGUAACCUCAAACCUUCUGGCUUUUUCAGUCGUUAUUAUGGCAGACAUUUCUGUUUAUUAUCAGCAAGACAUUCCAUUGCAAUGUACGUGAAUUUCAGUUUUCAGAUUUCUUCGCUUCAUUAGCAAGAGUGUACAGAAUGUCGGUAUCAUUUAUUAACUUGUCUGGUUGGUUGGACGAUCAAAACCGCUUGCGCCAGCGUUGUUUCUCUAAGCCUUAAGACUCUCCUGACAACCCUUUUUUUUUUUGUGUACCAGUACCUUAAAAAUACACUUUCUGAAUUUAUUAUUGUGCCCCAAAAUCUUCCCCCCCACCUCACUGUUGAUGUUUUAAAGCUGCAAACUGAGCCGAGUUUCAAAACAUCAAAACCAACCUAGGAAAAAUUGGAGUGUAUCUUUAAGAUUAUUUUUGCUGCUGUACUUUUGUAAGUGAUCACUUUUCUCAACAGCUCAGGCUACAACUUAGGGGAAAUACUUGAAUAUUUUUUUUUGUAACUCCGCUGGAUGUAAUGUUUAUAAAUAGACACAUUUUUAGGUCUUUUUCUGCCUUUGUUCUUUUCUUUUCACGUUGAAUUUAUUCCUGCUGUUGUUAUUGUGAGAAUUCUAAAGUUUUGAUUCAAAAUUUUUUAAUAAUAACAGCUGCAGUAUAUUGACAUGACAUAAUUUAUUUUUCAGUGUCUACAAAAAAAAUAAAAAACAGGUAGUAUGUACUUACAGACAGUAGUCUCUUUUUUAGGACGUUUUACUCUUCAGUUCACUUACGGGUUUGGAAACAUGCUUAUAAGUCUAGUUUUUUUUUUCUAAUUUACAAAUCGCAUUGACAGUUUCUGAAUGAUGUUUAGUAAACACCAUGAUAGUGUUGUCAGUGAUGAAAAAUGAAGUGCUGACAUUAUUAUUGGUAACUUGUAAUUCAUAAAAGUAUCGAACUGUGCAGGGCGUGGUCUCGUUCUGUUUUUCUGUUAUUUUUGAAAUGUUGCAUAUAUGAAUGUUUUUGUAAUUGCAAAAAUUAUUUGAAU
Molecule: messenger RNA, 5773 nt
Organism: Xiphias gladius (swordfish)
Lineage: Eukaryota; Metazoa; Chordata; Actinopteri; Istiophoriformes; Xiphiidae
Gene: gtf3c2
Product: general transcription factor IIIC, polypeptide 2, beta
Exons: 21
Coding region: 581-3481 (966 amino acids)
Biological process (GO): transcription by RNA polymerase III
Cellular component (GO): transcription factor TFIIIC complex
Molecular function (GO): protein binding
Source: RefSeq, a predicted model, not a curated record